AUGUUUGAAGCAACACUUGCCUUCCUCCUACUGCUUCCUAGCACUUUGGGCCAUGCCGUGGUCCAGAAGCCAGUUCCUCGCGGAUCCGGUGACGCUACGCUAGCACUCUGUGGCGAGGCUGUCACGACUAAACUCGAUGAUGAUCCAGCCGGCCCGAUUGAGAACUCUGUCAAGGUAGCGGACGCAGAUUACAAGUGCAACCUGUAUCAGUGUCGCGGUUACCAAUACGAAGACAACGUCGACAAACUCAAUACGUACGCAGCCGGCGACGUGGUGACAUUCCAUAUCGACCUUGUAGCAGCUCAUCGACCGGGCUGGGCGAAUGUCUCUGUCAUCGACCUCGCAACCAAUAAAGCCAUCGGUGACCCCGUCAAGGUGUGGGAUGUGUGGCCAGACAAUGUCGCCGGAGGAGGGGACGAUGUUGACUUCAACAUUACGAUCCCAAGCAGCCUUGGGUCCGCAUGCAACGCCGGCGGAAAAUGUGCCUUACAAUGGUACUGGUGGUCAAACGGCAACUCUCAGACUUACGAGAGUUGUGUCGAUUUCUAUGUGAAGGCAUAG
This is a messenger RNA of Diaporthe amygdali, 561 nucleotides long. RefSeq lists its product as uncharacterized. The transcript has 5 exons. NCBI's taxonomy places the organism in Eukaryota, Fungi, Ascomycota, Sordariomycetes, Diaporthales, Diaporthaceae. The record is from RefSeq and is a predicted model, not a curated record. The coding region runs from base 1 to 561 and encodes 186 amino acids.